AGAUUCAUGGGCAGUGGGGGAAAAAAUUAUGUGGCCACCUGUUUUUUUCAAGAUUUCUUUGUCCAUUGGGUUAGGGUUUACAUUCUUGUCUCAUUGUUCCCUUUGGAGACACAGUGUACUAGAGAAUGUCCUGCCAACUCCAGGCCUGUCUGUGGAAAACGUGUCUUCUUCCUUUAAGCUAAAUUCUUGUCUGAAGUCCAGUGAUGCUCAAGGAAGUUAACUGCUGACAUUUUGUUACCUCAUUUUGUUAUUGCACCUCUUUUAUCUCAUGCCUCUGCCCUUCAGCUCUAGCAGCCAAUUUAUAAAGAGAGAUAAGAAUGGGGCAACCACACAUACCUUUCUGCAGAGAAUUUAAAGGAGCUCUCCUGGACUUGUUAAAUAACGUAUGAGACCACACAACAGGGAGACAUUCUGCACAUUCAUUCUACAGUGCAACUGCACUCAAACCCAGAGCUUUCUGCAGGGGAAAUAGUGGUGUCAGCUGUUAACCAAGGGAAACAAGCAGGCUCCUAAGCAGAGAGAGCACAGUGGGUACUCCAACUGUGAACUGUGACAGUAAGGCCUGACAGUUAAUAUAUCAAUCUUAAAAUCUAGCACAGUUGUGUCUGUAUGGAUCUGAACUUUCCCUUAGGUAAAAUGUUUACUGCUGCAUCAAAAAGUCUCCUUAGGUUAGCCCACUUGAGCCCCACUGAGCUGCUGUUGCAACAGGAUGGCUGGAAGUCCCUCGAGAAGUGUCUGUGAGAACAAGCAAAGGCAGGACAAACCAUUCAGGCCUUCCUUACAGUGGCAUGUGUGUGUGCUGUCUUAAAGCAUUAUCAGCAGGGACACUGGUGUAUGCAGUUUGCUUUGCAACAGAGUUAAAAGCAAUGCUUCAUGUUUUCCAUUCCAUCAACUCUGGGAUCCAUCUUGUCAUCCCAGCACUCGUGGGAAUUCCACUUAGCAGUUCCUGCAGCUGUUCUGUUAACACAGCUGACUGUUCCUUGUGCCCAGACACAGACCCGACCUUGUGCUUCAAUGUACAGGAGGGAUGAUGAGGCUCCUUCUCCUUCGAGCUCUGUCCAGCACAAGAGCAGAACAAAAGUGUCACCCUUAAGCCAACUGUAACACUUCAAGCGCACAGAACAUUUCAGUCUUGGAGGCAGUUUCUCAGCCUGAUUGUUAUGAAGAGCAAAUAGUCCUGUGGAGACCUGAGUAGGCACCACAUACUUUCUAAAAAAUUGUGUAAACAAGAGUUUUGAACUUUCAGUAAGGAUAAGGACAGGCUUACUGUAAUGAUUUCUGUGUUGUAAGUGGAGUGGUGGGGGGGAAUUCCCAGCCAUGGGUAUCCUUUCCAAUUUCCUCUUUUGAGGGGUUUGAAUUGCUUAUAAAUACCCUCUCAGAGAGCACAUAAGACAAGCUCCAUCUCCUUUGGCUUUGCCUCUCUGCAGUGCUUUGUGUCAGGCUUGGGCCAGGAACGGGAACCAUGAGGCUCUGUGUCUGCCUUGUGUUGCUCUCCCUUCUGUGUGCAAGUGUUGACAUGUCACCACUACGUGAAGGUGGAAAAUUUGUCUUGGAUGCACUGGGAGGGGCACGGGAUAUGUACAGAGCAUAUCAGGACAUGCGUGAAGCAAAUUAUAAAGGUGCUGACAAAUAUUUCCAUGCUCGUGGGAAUUAUGAUGCUGCCCAAAGAGGACCUGGCGGUGCUUGGGCAGCUAAAGUGAUCAGUGACGCCCGGGAAAAGUGGCAAAGCGACGUGAGUGGCAGAGGUGCAGAGGACACCCGGGCUGACCAGGAGGCGAAUGCGUGGGGCAGAAACGGCGGGGAUCCCAACCGCUACAGACCUGCGGGCCUUCCCAGCAAAUACUAACGCUGCCCCCGCGGGGGGCAGCUCUGCUCCCCUCUUACACCUCUUCUGUGUAGCCGAAUAAAGACAUUUUCCUGAAAACUGCUCCGUGUCGCUGCUGGCUC
Messenger RNA from Athene cunicularia (burrowing owl), 1947 nucleotides. Its product is annotated as serum amyloid A protein-like. The record is from RefSeq and is a predicted model, not a curated record. Gene Ontology annotation, cellular component: extracellular region. The transcript is spliced from 4 exons. Bases 1463 to 1846 code for a protein of 127 amino acids. NCBI's taxonomy places the organism in Eukaryota, Metazoa, Chordata, Aves, Strigiformes, Strigidae.